AGGCACGGGGGAGUGGGGGUGGAAUUUAAACAAGUAAAUCCUUGGCAUCCCCUUUACGUUACCACUUGUUCAGUGUAUUGGAUGAAUAGAAGAAACAUGGCAUUCCCCCUUUAAAUUUGUCUCAAGUCUGAAAAUUGAAAUCAACUUAGAGGAAAAAGUAAAAGUGAAGUAGUGAUCACAGUCCCCCUGGUGACUGUACCGGUUAUAUCUUCUAUCAGUACCAUUCAGAUGAGUCAGGUACAACCCAAGUUUGUCUAUUGCGCUUGGACAAGUGAUUUACGACCUGCUUUUAUAUCCUUUGGUUGAUGUUUAGCUGAACUUGCCUUGUCUUUAAGAUAUGUACAGCCAAGUAUAAGAAGCUCAGAGCAGCAGAGUCCACCUCCACUUUGUAAAACAUUUUUGAACUGCUUUUCAGCAUUACUAUAGAUCUGCCUAUUGAACGACACUGACUUCCUCUGGAGACAAAAAGAAAUCAGAGUGGCAUUGUCUUAUAAUCUGACGUCUCACAGAAGAGAGCUCUGGACUGUCAGAUAUAGCACGAGAAAGGCAAGGAGCAACAGGGAGUAGAAGAGAACACUGUCUCCAGAAAGUUGGGGACAAAAUGGAUACAACACAUCAGACGUCGGUGACUCCAAAUGUAACUAAGCCUCCUUUCAACCCAAUCUGCAGAACCAGACAAGCACCAUAUACAUAUGAAAUUCUUCAACAACUGGACGUCACUGGAAUGCUGCUGUUUGCUAUUUUAACAUUUAUGACACUGGUCACUGUGCUGAUAUUCCUAGAAGAAGUAUACUACAUUUACAGGAAACUAUCCGGACCCAAAAAGGAAAUCAUUAUCUGGGUGAACGCUGCGGCACCAAUAAUAUCAAUGACAAGCUGUGUUGGAAUGUGGAUUCCUAGGAGCACAAUGUUUACCGAUUUUACUGCCUCUGUGUUUCUGGCUGUACUUAUACACAAAUUUCAGAUAAUGCUGAUAAGUGAAAGUGGUGGUAAUAAAGAAUUCCUGAAGAAAUACUCAGAUACAAAGCUUCAGCUCCACACAGGUCCAUUGUGCUGCUGCUGUGUGUGCUUUCCAAGGAAAAACAUUCACAGCUGCACUUUAUUUAUGCUGAAGUUGGGGACCUUCCAGUUUGCUUUGCUGAGGCCAAUACUUAUGUUUCUGGCAGUUGUGCUUUGGACCAAUGGAAUAUACACCAUUGGCAAUGUAAGUAUUACUCAUGCUACAAUCUACAUUAACGUGUUCGUUGGUGUGAUCACUAUUAUUGCCCUCUGGGCUGUGGGAAUCUUGUUUAACCUGGUUAGACCUUCCUUAGCGGAUAAAAACAUUACUUCUAAAUUUGCCUGUUACGAGUUCAUUGUCAUUCUGAGCCAACUUCAGACAUCAAUAAUUACUAUUCUCGGUACCACGGGUGUUAUUUCAUGUGUCCCGCCACUUCCUGGCCCAUCUAGAGCAUCAUACAUGAAUCAGCAGCUUCUCAUCAUGGAAAUGUUCCUGACCACGGUGUUAAGCCGAAUGGUCUAUCGAAGGCGAUACGAGGAGACACCUGCACUUAAUGAAGAUGAGGAGACCAAGGAUAAUCUGCAAAAUAGUACAGUUUGUCUAAAUGGAAAGGCAAUUGAUGAAGGACUUCAAAAGGUUUAAAAGAUCCCCGAAAACAAUUCAACAGAAUUAGACAAACAUUUUGUGGAAUUUCAUCAUCUACUCUUACAGACAGAUGACUCAUCAUGGCGGACUUUUUUUGGACUAAUGGAAAUCCCUUUCUAUAAGUUUAUAUUCUUGAGUAUGAUAUUAAGGUGGUCUUCCAUUAGAUAAAGAAAUAUGUGGUAUGGCCUUCAAAUGGUUAAAAAGAAACAAUCUAAACUAUACUGAACUUGCCAAUCCCCCAGUUUUGCUGUACCACUGGAUCCUGAGUCCCUGCUGCUGUCUACUUACUGCUGAUGUCUUGACACAACAGGAAAUAGCUGGGAGUGCUGCUCAGUCAAUCACUGGUUGAGGCGGGUCAUCGCUGCAGCUAGUGAUUGGCUUAGCGCCAUUCCCAAUUAUCUCCUUCAAUGUUUAGACAGGAGCAGGAAGAAGAGUGCAGAGGGAAAUUGUGCACAAUUGGAAUGGAAACACCAACAGCACUGGGGGAUUAGUAAAGUCAUGAGCUAUUUUUUUAUUUUAUUUUUUUUACCGUUUCAUGGCCAUGCAAUGUUUUUCUUUUUCUGCUGGAAAACCCCUUUUAAGGUUUUCUUAUAUUUUGUAUGGCAUGCAAUUCAUGUAUUAUCAAAUCUAGUUAAUAUUUUGAAAAAAAAUUGUGCAUUUGUGUUUUUGGUUUUACCUUUGGAGCUACAUUUAGACUUGAUAUUAUCUACCAAUAUAUUUAUCUCCCUGUCUAAUAGAUAUGAGAUGCAUUUCAUGAGGGAUAGAUAGAUCGAUAUGUAAAUGGAUGAAUAGAUAUGAUUUAUUUAUCUAUCCAAUCUUACAGGUGAAACUCGAAAAAUUAGAAUAUCGUGCAAAAGUCCAUUUAUUUCAGUAAUGCAACUUAAAAGGAAUUGCAUUAAUGCAACUUAAAAUUUUAAUAUUAUGAAAAGGUUCAA
This is a messenger RNA of Bufo gargarizans (Asiatic toad), 2580 nucleotides long. Its product is annotated as organic solute transporter subunit alpha-like. Gene Ontology annotation, cellular component: endoplasmic reticulum membrane; plasma membrane. Gene Ontology annotation, molecular function: transporter activity. NCBI's taxonomy places the organism in Eukaryota, Metazoa, Chordata, Amphibia, Anura, Bufonidae. The record is from RefSeq and is a predicted model, not a curated record. Gene Ontology annotation, biological process: bile acid and bile salt transport. The transcript has 8 exons. The coding region runs from base 602 to 1642 and encodes 346 amino acids.